Messenger RNA from Lemur catta (Ring-tailed lemur), 4954 nucleotides. RefSeq names its product NALCN channel auxiliary factor 2 (gene NALF2). Gene Ontology annotation, cellular component: plasma membrane. The record is from RefSeq and is a predicted model, not a curated record. The coding region runs from base 964 to 2382 and encodes 472 amino acids. Lineage: Eukaryota; Metazoa; Chordata; Mammalia; Primates; Lemuridae. Gene Ontology annotation, biological process: calcium ion import across plasma membrane. Gene Ontology annotation, molecular function: stretch-activated, monoatomic cation-selective, calcium channel activity. The transcript has 3 exons.
CCAGUCCUGCUCCCUCCUCCUCUCGGUGCCUCUUUCUCCGCCCCGCUCCCCCCCAAACACACUCGCACACGGGCUCUCAAGGUGUUCUCCGCACAGCGGAAGAUGGCGACAGACUGAGGGGGCAUGGCCAGCGGGAGCCACGGGGCCGUGCCGCUCGGCGGCCGCCACAGCGGUGUGAACGAGAGGCGGAAGCGAGAGGCGCACUAAGUAAAGCCCGGUGUCCGCGUCCGGCGCCUGUGGCGCUGCCGGGAGCCAGGUGGCCCGCCCGAGCCGGAACUCCGGGAGCAGCGGGUGCGGAGCCGGAGCAGAGCCGGCCCGGGACCGGCCCCGGCGAACGGCCGGAGCGCGAGCGAAGCCCGAAGGGCCGGGCAGCGGACCGGCUGGCCGGCCUAGGAGGGCGCGAGCGAGGCAGGGAGCGGCGCGGAGCGGGCUGCGGGAGGACGGGCGGGAGUGGAGCGGCGGGGGGCGAGGGGAGCGGAGAGGAGCGGAGCGCGGCGGCGGGGCCCGCACGGCGGCGCUGAGGGGCGCAGAGCUGCGCCGACCCGAGACGGCCGGAACAGAGUGCGAGCCAGGCGGCUGCCGGCGCGGAAUGAAGUAGCGCGGAGCGGAGGGCAUCUGAGGGACCCGACAAUAUGAGGAGUGCGGCGCCGCCGCAGCCGCCACCGCCCCAGUGCCCCGCACCGCCCCCCGCCGGGACGCCGGGCAGCGCCUAGCGGGCCGGGCGGCGGCGCCCGGGCUGAGAGCUAGGGAGCGCGGGAGCGGCGCGGGGACGGCACGAGAGCGCCCCGCGACUCCGGCCUGAGUGGGGCCCCGGGCCAGCCGGCCUGCCUCACCAUGCAGCCCCCGAGGUAGAGCCUGGACGGCGCCGAAGAGCGCGGAGCGGCGCGCAGCCCGCCCGCCCGCCCCAGACGGCCGUCCGGCCUCGCGCCUGCCUACUCCCUCCAGCCCGGACACCCCUGAAAUAUGUUCAGGGGCGCUUGGAUGUGGCCCGGAAAAGACGCCGCCGCGCUGACUAUCUGCUGCUGCUGCUGCUGCUGGGCUCCCAGGCCGAGCGACAAACCUUGCGCCGACUCCGAGCGGGCGCAGCGAUGGCGACUGUCCCUGGCGUCCCUGCUCUUCUUCACCGUGCUGCUCGCUGACCAUCUGUGGCUGUGCGCGGGGGCCCGGCCCCGGGCCAGGGAGCUGAGCAGCGCCAUGCGGCCGCCCUGGGGGGCCGGCCGUGAGCGGCAGCGGGUGCCUCCUCGCGCGGUGCUGCCGCUGCCGCCGCCGUCGCCCGGCGAGCCCAGCGCGCCCCCGGGCACCUGCGGCCCGAGAUACAGCAACCUGACCAAAGCCGCCCCCGCCGCCGGCUCCGGGCCGGUCUGCGGCGGCGUCCCAGAGCCCACGGGGCUGGACGCAGCUUGCACCAAAUUGCAAUCUUUGCAGAGACUUUUCGAACCGACUACCCCGGCCCCCCCUCUGCGGCCCCCUGACUCCCCUUCCCGUGGCCCGGCCGAGUUCCCCACCGCCAAAAAAAACUUGCUCAAAGGCCACUUUCGGAACUUCACUCUCUCCUUUUGCGACACCUACACGGUCUGGGACUUGCUGCUGGGGAUGGACCGCCCCGACAGCCUGGACUGCAGCCUGGACACCCUGCUGGGGGAUCUGCUGGCCGUGGUGGCCAGCCCAGGUUCCGGGGCCUGGGAGGCGUGUAGCAACUGUAUCGAGGCGUACCAGCGGCUGGACCGACAUGCUCAGGAAAAAUAUGACGAGUUCGACCUCGUGCUGCAUAAAUACUUACAGGCAGAAGAGUACUCAAUCCGGUCCUGCACGAAAGGCUGUAAGGCUGUCUACAAGGCCUGGCUGUGCUCAGAAUACUUCAGCGUGACCCAGCAGGAAUGCCAGCGCUGGGUGCCCUGCAAGCAAUACUGCCUGGAGGUGCAGACCCGGUGCCCCUUUAUACUCCCUGACAAUGAGGAAAUGGUGUACGGAGGGCUACCUGGCUUUAUCUGUACAGGGUUGCUGGAUACUUCACCAAAGCGGCCGGAAACCAAGUGCUGUGACGUGCAGUGGGUCUCCUGUGAGUCGGAGAAGAAGAAGUUCAAGGAGCCUGAGGCCCCCAAAACCCACCACCAGCAAUUCCACCACUCCUAUUUCCACCACUACCACCAACAGUACCACCACUACCACCCCCGCCAUGACCUCCCAGGCCGCGUCAGCCACAAGCCCUCCCUGCUGCCGGUCUCUGGGGGUUCCCGCCUCAGCCCCAGCAGGAUUCGGCUCUGUGUCCUUGUUCUCAUGCUCCUCCAUACCAUGGUGUCCUUCUCCAGCAACCAGGGUGGUGGGGGACUGGGGCUGGAGACACUGCCUGCCCUAGAGGAGGGCCUGACACAGGAAGAGUGACAGUAGGGAGGGAGAACAGACCUCCACCACACACUGACAGCUCCAGCCCCCCUAGGUGGGAGGGAGGGGGCUCCUCCCAUGGGAGGUAUAGAACCAGGUGGGGAGCGGGGGGAAAUGGGGGACUACACAUCACCCCCAACCUACCCCCACCCCAAAAGCAGCUCCAACAGAACGGCCAGAGGGCCCCAGGGAGCUGAAAAACUCAUCCGGGAGAAAAAGGCAGGAGUAGCAGGUGCCCCCUCCCAAGACCCCAUCUAUGGGGCUUAGCAAACAAAGGGGGGGAGUGGGGGCUGGAAAUGCCCACCGCUGCCAAGAGCCCUGACCCCAGGGAAUGAGGCUGCUCACCCAGCCUCGGCCCUGCAGGGAAUGUUGAGGGGCCCAGAGGGGAGAAGCUCUUUCACCCCCUCCACAUUCCUUUUGUUGCCAGGAUCCUUAAUUCCCUCCUGCCCAUAUCCCUACAGGCGACGGCAGACAGUGCAAUGGCCCUCCUGCCACUUCAGUGCACCUUGCCCCACCUGGGGCCAUCACAGGUGAAGCACUAGGCUGAGAGAUGAGGUGUUCACAGUUGCAGCUAUGUCGGGGCCCCAGUUAAGCUGUGCCCCACCACCCUAGGCAAUGGGGGAUAGGAGUGGGGUACAGAAUGAGUGGUAAGAGAGAGUGAAGACAGGGAAGGCGAGAGAAGAGGAGAAAUGUGAACAGAGGGCUUGGAGAGAUGGCCAAAUGGGCAACUGCCACCUGGCUUUGGAGAGGUGGGCGGUUAGUGUUGAGGCAGGCUCAAGAGCUGCUCCCCAAAUCAAAGAGAUUUCUCUCUCAAAGAGAGAGUUGCAUAAGGAGCAAGAGGAAAAGCACAGGAACUGAGUUAUUGGGCCUUGAAACGGAAGGCCGAGGGCAUGUGGUUAGACUGCUGCUGUCUGAAGGGCCAUAUCUUACAGAAGGUGCACAUACUCCCAAGGGCCGCUCUUGCCCUGGAGAUCUUGGCCUUGGGGCCAAAGAUGUUUCCAUUUCCAAUCUCCAUGGGGAGGAGGGACUUAAGCCCAAGUGGGUCAGGCCUGGCCUGGGUCCUCCAUACUCCCCAAUCUUGUCCAAGCCCAGGCCUCCAUGAAGGAGAACCUGGUGGAAUUUCCCCAGAACUCUCCAGAGAUGAGCCUCCCCCAUCCCUGCCCUGUCCCUGUCCCCAGCCUACCAAAGAGUAUUCAUCCUUUCCCAUCCCUGACCCCAUGGGUUACUAUCCCAGCUGUGGAACAACCAGACUCCUUUUUACCCUGUAGCAGGGUACCCUGCUCCAGUUACCCCCAUCCCUUGCUGGAGAAAGUCCAGAGACUGGCAAGAGGACCCUUUGACUAAAGACAAUGUGGUGUCAUCUCUUGGCUGAGAGACUUGGAAUGUUUAGUCUGGCUAGAGGGCAGGACGAGAGAAGAGACAUCAAGUGCCCCUUGGGGGGAAUCAUUAGCUUUUCCCUGGUCUGCUGGGGGAGGGCAGGUUUCCUGGGACAUCUAAAAGCCAAUAAGAGCCAACAAGAAAGGGAGACAGAACUGUGUUUCUGGGGCAGGCCAGGGGGCUUUCAGUGCCAGAAGGGCCUGUGUCCUUCUAGGAUGUGAUGCUCGUGAGUAAAGGGAGGGGUGGGCCUGGAGCUGCAUUAGAGUGAAACCCAGAGGAUGAUGGGGAGGGGAGAGCUGCCCUUGGUCGGCUUAGGGAUGAAUGGGAGGCCUCCCUAGGAGAGGGAAUCAUUCAUGCAUGGGCCUCAGCUGGGUCCCAAAUCGGCUUCGUGAGCCUGGGGAGUCUUUCCUUGCCAGUUUUCUCAUUUCUCACAGGCUGUUCCCCCACGCUGGGCCCUGCCCACACACUCCUCUGUUUGGGCCUCAGCACUUUGGGCCCGGCCACAUACUCCAUCCCUAGAGUGCUCUUUUCAGCUGGGAAGGGGAAGAGGUGCUGGCUCCUUUCCGGACAUGCUUAUGUGUAAGUGAAGGGGCAGGUGCUUGGGCUCCAGAGAGACCCUAGGUACUGCCUUCUAACUCCUGCAUCCUCAGGAGGGGAAAAGGGACUGGGAAGUAAAGGGGGACCAUGUGGCCCCAGGGAAUGGACCCUUGGAGACUCCCAUCCUCUCUUCCCCCUCACCAAGUGCCCAGGAGACCCCUGGCUCAGACCAGCCCAAGGCCUUGCCCAGUGGCAGGGGAAAGGGGCACCACACUCCACCUCAAAGUCAUUUGACUGCCCCCAUCCGCCCCACCGCCCCAAUAUUCCACCACCUCUCCGGCUGCCCCUGCCCUCCAUCACAGGCAGCAGAGCCGGGCAGCUUUCUUCUGCCAUUUUCUACACUGUGCUUCAUGAGUAGGACUUUCUUGCACUAGUCCCUAUGACUGAGUCUCCAAGCUGGUUUCUUAGUAGUCCCCCAUCCCUUCCUCCUUUACCCGGCUAUGAUUCAGUUGUCUCUACCCUCCCUCUUACUCCUGCCUCUGUGUUCGGUGAGAGUCUCUGUAUUUGUACUGCUUUCUGUUUUGUUGCAUUGUGGGGCAGAGGCCUCUCUGCUCUUGUUUAACCCCAUACAGAAAUAAAUGGUAAGACUUGAUGAUAA